CUUUGCUCAAGUGUGGGGCUGCGAUCGCGUAACAAAGCGAAAACGCGCGCUUUAGCGAUCUUGAUUUGCGUUUUCUGCUAACUAAAACAAACUUUUUCGAGUGUUACCGUAAUUUACAGUUUAUUCUUUUUAUAAGGCACUGUUGUGCAGCUAGACAGUCUUUUGACUCACGCCUUGAAGACUUCAACACUUAAUUACUUUCAGCGCAAAGCUAUGCACGCCUUCCUCAAGUCUGCGAAUCCCAAUCUCACUUUUCCGAAGGAAAAGCAGAAAGACUCUACAAAGAAACAAACGGCGAAAAAAGAGUCAAUCAUCCCAUGGGUUGAAAAAUACCGGCCCAAAACUGUCGAUGAUGUUGCACAUCAAGACGAAGUUGUAUCCGUGCUCAAGAAAUCACUCCAGGGCGCUGAUUUACCAAACCUGCUGUUUUACGGCCCCCCUGGCACCGGAAAAACGUCAACUAUCUUGGCUCUGGCCCGUGAGCUGUUCGGUGACAUGUACAAGUCCAGAAUACUGGAGCUCAACGCCUCGGACGAGAGAGGCAUUCAGGUGGUACGGGAAAAGAUCAAGAAUUUUUCGCAGUUGACAGCCAGUGGCAUCAGGCCCGAUGGAACCCCUUGCCCGCCUUACAAGAUUGUCAUCCUGGAUGAAGCAGAUUCCAUGACGUCCAGCGCCCAGGCAGCGCUACGACGAACGAUGGAAAAGCAGACCAAAACCACACGCUUUUGCUUGAUAUGCAACUAUGUGAGCAGGAUAAUCGAGCCACUGACCUCACGUUGCUCCAAGUUCCGCUUCAAGCCGCUUCCCAAGGAAGUCCUGCUGAAGCGACUUCGGUCGAUCUGCGAAGCGGAAAGCGUUGACUGCGAGGACGAUGUCUUGGGUUUCCUGAUGGAUGCUUGCGAAGGCGACAUGAGGAGAGCAGUGAAUUUGCUGCAGAGUGUCUCCACGCUCAAAAUGGGAGAACCAGUCACGUCCAACGACGUUUCGGAAGUUGCCAAUGUCAUUCCAAAGUCCUGGGUAGACCGAGUGCUUCAGGUCUGCUCUUCAAGCUCGUAUGAAAAGCUGCAGGCUGUGAUUGAGGACUUCGUGCUAGAAGGUUUUGCUGCAUCGCAGCUCUUCAAUCAGAUGCAUGACAUCAUCGUAAUGAGUGAGGACUAUACAGACAAGCAAAAAUCUGUGAUUUGUGAAAAACUAGCAGUGUGCGAUCACAGACUGUUGGACGGAGCAGACGAAUUCCUUCAGAUUAUGGAUUUAUGUAACACAAUUAUGGUGCAGCUGUGCAAAGCCGAUGUUUCUGAAUGAAUUUCCGUUUCCUUGUA
Ornithodoros turicata is the source of this 1319-nucleotide messenger RNA. Its product is annotated as replication factor C subunit 4-like. Gene Ontology annotation, cellular component: DNA replication factor C complex; nucleus. Lineage: Eukaryota; Metazoa; Arthropoda; Arachnida; Ixodida; Argasidae. The record is from RefSeq and is a predicted model, not a curated record. Gene Ontology annotation, molecular function: DNA binding; ATP hydrolysis activity; ATP binding. Gene Ontology annotation, biological process: DNA-templated DNA replication; DNA repair. The transcript is spliced from 10 exons. Bases 214 to 1302 code for a protein of 362 amino acids.